Molecule: messenger RNA, 1704 nt
Organism: Papaver somniferum (opium poppy)
Lineage: Eukaryota; Viridiplantae; Streptophyta; Magnoliopsida; Ranunculales; Papaveraceae
Product: probable glycosyltransferase At5g20260
Exons: 4
Coding region: 99-1559 (486 amino acids)
Molecular function (GO): glycosyltransferase activity
Source: RefSeq, a predicted model, not a curated record
UCAACUUACAUGUUGCACAAAAAAAAUCGAGUUGCUAAUAAAUUCAACUCUUCUUAAAUUCUUUGGAUGAAACCUGCUUGAUUGUAUUGUCAUCAAAAAUGGCAGAAAUUGUGAUUAGUUACAGAACGCAUUUGAUAAUCCUUGCUACUUUUCUUCUUGUUCUUCUUACUCUGUAUAUUUCUCCUUACAAUCACCAUUCCAUUAUCAACACUGAUUUCUUCUCUUCUUCGUCUUGGUCUUCCAUUUUGCAUGUACGACCAUAUACUUCGUCUAAACCUUCUCUUCUGUUAGCUACAAGCAGUACUACUAGUAACGAUGAUAAUGGAAUACUCUCGGCUACCUCCGUUGUUGAUGGAACACAUAGUGCAAUUCAUAUCAGAGAGAAACUUGCAGGUGCCGGAAAAAUUGAAGAUGACCUUGCAAGAGCUAGAGAUUCCAUUAGAAAAGCAAUUCUCACACGUAAUUACACGUCUAACAAAGCUGAAGAUUUCAUUCCGACCGGAACAGUUUACAGGAAUUCAUAUGCCUUUCAUCAGAGUCACAUUGAGAUGGAAAAAACAUUUAAAAUUUGGACUUACAAAGAAGGGGAAUCACCUUUGGUGCAUGAAGGGCCUCUUAGUUUGCUCUAUGCCAUUGAAGGCCACUUUAUUGAAGAAAUGGAAAGCAAGAAAAACCCAUUUGCAGCACAAAUCCCUGAAGAAGCUCAUGCAUUCUUCCUUCCUUUCAGUGUAACAAAGAUGAGAACGUAUUUUUACAUGCCCUUAUAUAAUUCAUAUUCUUUUGAUCCCAUUCAGCAUUUCGUUACAGAUUAUGUUCGUGUCAUAUCUGAGAAACACCAUUAUUGGAACAGAAGCAAUGGGGGUGAUCAUUUUAUGGUUUCUUGUCAUGAUUGGGCACCUUGUAUAAGCGAUAAAAAUCCCAAACUCUUCAAGAAUUUCAUUAGGGUUCUCUGCAAUGCUAAUUCAUCCGAGGGAUUCAAACCAGGACGAGAUGUGUCCCUUCCAGAAUUUAAAGUCGAGGGAAAAGGUCUAUCAACCUCAACGCAAUUGCGUGCACCUGGUACUAAUCGUUCCAUUCUUGGCUUCUUUGCUGGUGGGGGUCAUAGACACAUAAGGAAGAUACUACUUAGGCAUUGGAAAAACAAAGACAAUGAACUACAAGUUCAUGAGUAUCUUCCUAAAGGACAAGAUUAUGGUGGAUUCAUGGCUCAAAGCAAAUUUUGUUUGUGCCCAAGCGGAUACGAAGUUGCGAGUCCUAGACUUGUUGAGGCAAUCCAUGCCGCAUGUGUUCCCGUAAUUAUGUCGGAACAUUAUGUUCUACCGUUUAGUGAUGUACUUGAUUGGAGCAAGUUUUCCAUACAAAUUACGGUGGAAGAUAUACCUCAACUUAAAAAAAUAUUACAAGCUAUAACAAAUGAGGAAUACCUGAAAUUGCAGAAGGGGGUCAUACAAGUUCAACGACAUUUUACUCUUAACCGUCCGGCGCAAAGGUUCGAUAUUAUUCAUAUGAUACUACAUUCUGUUUGGCUAAGGAGAAUAAAUUUUCAUCUACCAUCUUGAAAUAAGAUUGUUAAUAGCUUUCAAACUUUAACUUUUACUCAUGAAAACCAUAACCUUUACUCAUGAAAACCAAAUGGUACGAGACGUGCAAAACGUGUAAGUGGUCUGUAAGUCAGAUAAUUGUAAUAUACAAGUUCCUUUUUCA